AGAUCGAAAGAGACGAGAUUGUGCUCCGACGUGUUAUUGGGGCUAAGAAAGACCAGUACUUUUUAAACAAGAAGAUGGUCCCUCGCUCAGAUGUCAUGAACCUGCUUGAGUCUGCUGGAUUCUCAAGGUCCAAUCCUUAUUACAUUGUCAAGCAAGGAAAAAUCAAUCAAAUGGCCACUGCUCCUGACUCCCAGAGGUUGAAGUUAUUAAGAGAAGUUGCUGGUACUAGGGUAUAUGAUGAACGUAAAGAAGAGUCCACCACUAUUUUGAAAGAAACGGAAGGCAAGAUUGAAAAGAUACAAGAAUUCUUACGGACAAUAGAAGAAAGGUUGAAGACAUUGGAAGAAGAAAAGGAGGAAUUAAAGGAAUACCAAAAGUGGGAUAAAAUGAGGCGUUCAUUGGAGUACUGUAUUCAUGACAGAGAAUUAAAGGAUACCAAAAGAAAACUUGAUGAGUUAGAAGAAAGGUUGAGCAACUUUGAUGAAGACCAGAAGAAGUUGACAAGUGAACUCAAAGCAGCUCAAGAGGCUGCAAAGAGCAUAGCUAGGAAGUUGAAGGAUGCAAAGAAAGAGGUCCAACUGGCGAAAGAAGAGAAGGAGACCUUGAAUGUUGAGCAGCAACAGUUGUUUAAGGACAAAACCAAACUGGAGCUGACAAUCAAGGAUCUGUCAGAUGAAGUCAUGGGUGAUGAUAGGUCAAAGGAUCGGGCAGAAAAUGAACUGAGAAAGUUGACAGAGACAAUUGCAUUGAAGGAGGGUGAAUUGGAGAAACUGAAACCUCUGUAUGAAGCCCAAAAGAAAAAGGAAGAAGACUGUACCAGAGACCUUGGACUAAAAGAACAAAAGAGAAAGGAGUUGUACGCUAAACAAGGGAGAGGAAGCCAAUUCACUUCUAAAGCUGAUCGGGAUAAGUGGAUUGAAAAGGAAUUAAAAUCACUCAACAAACAGAUUAAGGAUAAAAGUGAACAUCGCGAUAAGCUGGCAGAAGAGUUAAAAAAGGAUGCUGAGAAACAAGUGCAACUGGAGAAGAAAAUUGAGGAACAAACAGCAGAGCUGGAGAGACAGAGAGCAGCCAUUGACGACUACAACAAGCAGCAUUACGAACACAAGAAGAACAAAGAUCAAUAUCAGAGCACACGCAAUGAGCUAUGGCGUAAAGAGAAUCAGCUGCAGCAUACUCUGACGUCUCUCAAAGAAGAACUAGCCAAAGCUGACCAGGCCCUAAGGAGUAUGGCAGGGAAGCACACGGUGGCCGACAUGAUCCAUGAGAUGUCAAAGGAGGCUCAGUUCAUCACAACCACCUUCAGGCCAGAGCUGCUUCAGCACGCCAAUAAAUUCUAUGGUGUCAAAUUCAGGAAUAAGGUGAGUCACGUUGAGUGUGUGACCAGAGAAGAAGCCUAUGACUUUGUGGAAGAUGACACGACUCAUGGCUAAACACUGUAUUAUAUCAAACACUAUUUUAAUGUAUGAAAAGGCUUGUAAAUAUUGAGAGAAUGGGUGAAUGAACGGGUUUCUAUAUUAAAUAUUUUUGAGCAUCUUUAACCUUAGAACUGGUAGUUGUUUUUCUCUAACUGGCAGGCUGUUUUUGGUUGAUUUGCAAACUUUUUGUAUAAAACGUGUAAAAAAACUUUCUUAACUGUAAACAUAAUUAUGUAUAUUUGGUAAAAUUUUGUUCAUAAAGAACUAGAGAAUACUAUGAUGUGUUAUACAAAUCCUUAAUAUAAAUAUUCUAAACUUUCCUUGUAAGACAAAGUUUUGUAAAAAAUAAAAAGUGGUGGAAUAUAACUUGGAAACAUAAUUAUGUAAAUAAAUUUAAAAUUCCAAGAUAACUAAAACAUUCAAAAUUUAUUCUAGUUAUAAAAAUUGUAGUUUUACAUGGCAUUAAAAAAAUAUGUGCUGUAUAUUAUGUACACUAAAAAUAGUACUUGAAAUCAUUGUUACCAUGGAAAUAUACAUUUUUAACAUAUAAAAUUAUGAAAACGUAUAAAACAUCAAUGACAUCACAGUAAAUUCUUUAACAUCUAUCAUAUAAAUGUAAGUAUAAAAGAUAAAUCAAUAAAUACAAUUUAUAUACUUCUAAACAGUUACGAAAACAAGAACAUGGUGACAAAAAUACCAUUAGUUACAAUGCACGGACCAACAAAAUGAAUAUUGCUAGUUUUUGGUAACUUGUACAAUCAUUAACAUAAAGUAAAAAUGAAUAUGUCAUGUUUCCAGUAGUAUAUAAAUUAUAUGGAUUUUUGAGUACUGUAAUAAGUGAUGAAUGUGAGCGAUUUCAAUGAACAGAUCUGUUGGUGUCAGUUAAGAUAACAAAAGAUCUGUAAAAUGAUAGUUUUAGGGUUAAAGAACUUAUAGUUUAUUUUACCUGCCAUUUGUCCAUGUCGGCACUAGUAUGCUAAUCCAAAAAUGGCCUGCCACUGUAGGAAAUUUUAACUGCCAUUUCAAAGGUUAAAGUAUAAGCAGGCUCUGUUAAGCUGUGUCCAUAAUAAAGAAAAAUAUUUUUAAAAACCAGUGGCAUUCAAACCAAGAGAUUGUGUUUAGAUUUAUAUAAAAUAAUAACUCUAAGUGUAAAGUUAUAGUUCAUCAAGUCUUAAAAUUAGUGUGUAAUAGAAUAAAGAAUUAGUUCAUUUUUUAUUUAAAUUAUUGAUUUAUUGAUGUAACCUUCAUCUUAUUACAUAUUCUUUAAGAUUAAAGAAUUAUACAAAAUUAUUUUAACUCUUAGGUAACGUAACAUUAUGAAUGGUGUAAACUUCAUAACAAUACCUAUUAGUAUAUAAAAUGACCAAUUAGUACAGUGCAUUUUGUGAAUGAACUAGAAUCUAUAGGCCUUCUAUGAAGUUAAAAUUAUAAGGAAUUUACUUUUUAUUUCUUUAGUUAGAAGUUAUGUUGAUAUUCUCAAAUUCAAAUAAUUAUAAUGUUGUUUAAUUGUUCUUUAGCAUUCCUUUUAUUUUCUGUAAUUUAAAUGUAAACUAGAAAGUUAUCGGGAUAGAUUUUUGUGUGCGUGUGUAUGAAUUUUUUUAUGUAAUAUUCUACUUUUAAAGAUAUAGUUUAGUAAAAUAAAAUACUUUGUAUAAGAUUUUGUAUAAUACAAAUAAAUAGUUUUUAAGUAUUAAUUAUUUUUGUGUAUUCUUUUUAGGGAUUAAGUUCACUCCUUUUGUUUAUGUAAUAAACACUGAUUUGACACU
Molecule: messenger RNA, 3184 nt
Organism: Homalodisca vitripennis (glassy-winged sharpshooter)
Lineage: Eukaryota; Metazoa; Arthropoda; Insecta; Hemiptera; Cicadellidae
Gene: SMC3
Product: structural maintenance of chromosomes protein 3
Exons: 11
Coding region: 75-1433 (452 amino acids)
Biological process (GO): mitotic sister chromatid cohesion
Molecular function (GO): cohesin loader activity; double-stranded DNA binding
Source: RefSeq, a predicted model, not a curated record